This is a messenger RNA of Myotis davidii, 4639 nucleotides long. RefSeq names its product multiple epidermal growth factor-like domains protein 6. Gene Ontology annotation, molecular function: scavenger receptor activity; calcium ion binding. Lineage: Eukaryota; Metazoa; Chordata; Mammalia; Chiroptera; Vespertilionidae. The transcript is spliced from 18 exons. The record is from RefSeq and is a predicted model, not a curated record. The coding region runs from base 1 to 2313 and encodes 770 amino acids.
AUGGGCAUUUCUCUUAAGUGCCCUGGUGCAGAUGACAAGGAGGACCUUCUAGGAGGGAAAAAUGAUGACAUAAAUGAGUGUGCAGAAGGGCUUGCUCACUGUGGCCAUCGCUGUGUGAACUCAGUGGGAUCUUUCACUUGUGCCUGUCACCCUGGCUCUGAGCUGGGAGCUGAUGGAAAACGGUGUUACAGGAUUGAAUUGGAAAUUGUCAAUAGCUGUGAAAAGAACAAUGGUGGUUGUUCACAUCACUGCGAACAUGCACUUGGUGGGCCCCAUUGUUCCUGUAACCAUGGACACCGGCUUGAUUCAGAUGAGAAAACAUGCAUAGACCUUGAUGAAUGUGAGAGUGGAGAAGCCUGCUGUGCCCAGCUCUGCAUCAACUAUUUGGGAGGCUAUGAAUGCAGUUGUAAGGAAGGCUUUCAGAUCAGUUCUGAUGGUUGUGGGUGUGAUGAUGUGGACGAGUGUCUGGAUACCAGGAGAGUCUGUGAUCAAGUAUGUAUUAACUCUGUGGGAACAUACCACUGUACUUGUGAGGAAGGCUACAGAAUUGGAAGUGAUGGAAAAACUUGCAUCUCUUUAGAUGAUGAUGAGCUAGAGGAAGGAGAAGAGGAAUUAGAAGUUGUGAGGUUCGCAGGCCUUCUGUUCAAGAGCCCGUCUAGACUGCUUCAUUAUGUUGCUUCAUCUCUGCCUCCCACCUACCAAGAUGAAGCCAACUUCUCCAUUUCCUUCAUAGCUUGUUCCCCCGAGACCAAUGGGGAAGAAUGUGGAAGCAUCUGUGAUUGUCAGAAUGGAGGCACCUGCGAUCCUCUAACUGGGCAGUGCCAGUGCCCCCCAGGGGUGCAUGGGAAAACCUGUGAACAUGGAUGCCCUAAAGGACUCUUUGGGAAGAACUGCAAAAGGAAAUGUAACUGCGCCAACAAUGGCCAUUGCCACAGGGUGUACGGUGCCUGUGUGUGUGAGCCAGGGCGCUAUGGGAGGUUUUGUCAUCUGAACUGUCCCAAGGGGGCCUAUGGGGCUGGCUGCGCUUCCGAAUGUCAGUGUGUGGAGGAGAACACCCUGGAAUGCAGCGCCAAAAAUGGCAGUUGCACCUGCAAAUCUGGUUACCAAGGCAACAGAUGCCAGAAAGCCUGCCCUGAUGGACUCUGGGGACCAGAGUGCCAGGUCUCCUGUGGACCCUGUGAGAAUGGAGGUCAAUGUAACAAAAAAACUGGAAACUGUGACUGCCCUCCUGGUUACACAGGAAAAGACUGCACCACACUUUGUCCACCAGGCACAUAUGGGAAGGACUGUAAACAGGUAUGUCAGUGUUCGGCCGAGAAAGAGGACUGUCACCCAGUGACAGGGAGAUGUAGCUGUCUGCCCGGCUACCAUGGAAACCACUGUCAUCUCGAAUGUCCAAAAGGCACUUAUGGUCCCUAUUGCCAAAGGACUUGUAAGUGCUUGAAUGGUGGCAACUGUGACAUCGUGAUUGGCACCUGUGACUGCCCUCCAGGCUUCAUUGGGGCUGACUGCAGUCAAACCUGUCCUGCCAAUCACUACGGGAAGGACUGUGUCCAGCGGUGUUCCUGUGGCCCAGGACAGUGUGACCCAGUGACUGGAGAGUGCCACUGUUCACCUGGCCAAAUGGGAGCCACGUGUCAGCAAGGAUGUCCCCAGACAAGGUAUGGCCCAAAUUGUGAGCUCAUUUGUACCUGUAAAAAUGGUGGCCUUUGCAAUCCUGUGGAUGGAAGCUGUACCUGUGGCCUUGGAUGGACAGGAAAUUAUUGUGAAAAAAAAUGUUCCCCUGGGUAUUAUGGCCCAGGCUGCCAUUUUACUUGCAUCUGUCAGAACAGUGGAGUUUGCAACAGGUUUUCUGGAAGCUGUGAGUGCCUCCAAGGUUACUAUGGGAGAGACUGUGAACACGCAUGCCUUCCUGGAUUUUAUGGUUUGAAUUGUGCUCACAUCUGUGACUGCAGAAAUGGAGCCAGUUGUGAUGCAACGAGUGGACAGUGCAUUUGCCCAGCAGGUUUCCAUGGCAGCCAGUGUGAAAAAGAGUGUUCACCUGGAAUGUUUGGAGACAAUUGCCAGCAUCUUUGUGACUGUGAAAGCAAAAUCUCCUGCCACCCAGUAACUGGAAAGUGCCUCUGCCCACCUGGAAGAGCCGGAGCCAGAUGUGAAGCUGAAUGCAGGCCAGGCCAAUAUGGACCUAACUGCGCUCUGACGUGCCAAUGUGUCCACAGGACCCAGUGCAACCCGCUCAAUGGGAGCUGUACUUGCCCCUCAAAGAGAAUGGGUCCAACCUGUGAGGAAAACGUUUUGGAUGAUCUUCAAUAACAGAACACUAGCAGCUUUUCAGUGGGUGGACUGAAUUUCGCCAAGGCUCACCCACAGUUUAUCAUCUUAACUUUGGCAGGGAAAUGCACUUACUCAUCCAUCUUCAGCCCAACCUCUCCUGUUGUGAGGUGAAAAAUGAUGUCUCCAAUUUAUGGCCUCCAAGUAGAAGUUCCAUUCUCCAGCCUACCCUUCCCAACUUUCUUUUGCUGAAGAACAUGCCCAAGAAAGAGAGAAUAUUUUUUCAAGAUCCCAAUCGUAGUAACAUUUUGGACUAAUAAACGAAACUCUUUUUAUAUGCACAGGCGGUAUUUAAAUUUGGAAGUAAGAAAUGCCUCUCAGUUCAGCUUGGACUGCACUGAAAUAUUCACACCUAGUCACUGAAGACCUCAGUGGUCUUUAAGUAGCUGGAUCCUCUUUAGAAAUGUCUAGAAUUUCAUCUAUUUAUUCUUAGUAUCCUGCUCCACAGCUGAGCCUGCUUCAGGUUGUUAAUGUAUUGUAUUUCGAACAUGACUUUUGGUGUGGGAGACUAUUAAGGCUUUAGCCACAUACAGAUCUGGGUAAAAGUAUGAUGGGCACACUUACAAUGAAUCAUCAAAAUGCUUAGUGGUGUUCUCCUCAUCACUGGUCAGCAGACAGGAAAAAAGUAAGUAGAAAUGAUCAAGGUGAGGUGCUUAGCCUGCUCUGUGGGGGCACAAAUUUCCAAUAGAGUAGGGACUCCCUUCAUUUCAAGGAAAAAAUAAAUAAUAAAUAAAAACAGUGACUGCCAACAGGGGGAAUAAAACAAGAAAACCAGAUUUCUCGCCCUUACUAGAGAUCUUGUCUCCUAUUACAACAGGUGAGAAACUCACUCUAGAAAAAAAGUUUCCAGAAACUUUGCAUGGUGGGAAAAAAAAGAAUAAGAGAUUUCUUUUGGGUGAAAUUUUUUAUACCAUAUUGCUUAACUUUUUAUAAACAAGAAGCCUUAUGUAAAAUGUUAAGUACAGUUCUUGGCAAAAGGUCAAUGGCCCAAUAUUAUCUCUUUUCAUCCCCCAUGCCACCACAAACUCUAAAAUAAAUCAUGAGAGUGGGAAAGCAAAGCCAUAGCCUAACCCUAUAUUUGUACUAUCACAUGACCCAUAGACAAAUGGAGUUUCACCUUCAUCCUUAUAUCAGUCAAUAAGAACUAAUGCCAGUUACUGUAACCACUUUUCUUUAUAAAAGUUUUAUAGGUUGUCUUUCAUAUCAAAAAAUAAAAUACAAAAAUGUUUAAUAUCCAGAAUAUUUUCAUUUUCUGCUUGGUCACCUUGAAAAAUCUUGAUUUAGAUGGCACCCUACAAAAGUUAAUAGUCAUGUGAUAAGUUAUUCCUUCUAAAAAUUAUUCCAGUUCUUCUGCUUGAGGACACUAUCAGAUGUCCGAAAAUUAUUAGAGGCAAUGACAUUUCAUUCAUGAACCAACAUACAAUAAAUGUUCCUCUUAAAUAAUGUAACAGCGGCAAAUUUAUCAAAUAGAAUUUCCUUGCAAAAUUAUGUAACUAGAAUUUUAAAAAUCAUUUUAAUAGCUGCAUCUCAAAAAUGCUUCAACUUAAGAAUAUAGUUCACAGUGACGUGCAUUUCUGAGGAAAUAAAUAAUGUAUCCUUUUUACUUUCAUAAGGAUUUAUCUGAGCUUUCUACAUGUAAACAGUUAUUCAGACAGAGUUAAGUGUAAUCUGCCUACCAAAAAAAAAGUAAUUUGCACAGAAUUUUAAAAAACUCAGCUAUUUAAAAGUAAGGCAUGAUUUAAUAGGCAUGUCCUCUUUAAACUAAAGUCCAGUGUCAAAUUAGAGUCAUUGUCAUGGGGUAGAAAUACUUCAUAUUACUCCUUACUUUCUCUCCUUCUAUAAUCUGCUCUUUGAAUGUAGAAAUGCUGACCCCAAAAGAAAUCCAUCCACCCAUAAUACCCCUUUAGAAAGGUGCCUAUGCUGUGAUGUUUCAGGCUCUUUCAUUUGAAAUACAAGAUCAGAGUGGGGAUUAUUAUGCUUUUCUGCAAUAAUAUAGCUCAAGUUUAAAGAAAACUGAGCAGAUGUAUGGAAGUGUGCUGGCUAAUUUGGAGUUUCCAUCUAGCAUGCGUGGGAUAUACCAUUUCAGUUUAACACCUAACAUUCCCCCUACUCUUUCUAACUUCUAUGCUCAUUUAUUGAGUUUUCCAGAUGAGACAGCUAUUUGACACAGGCUAAAUUAUUUUUAGAGAACUUGGAAAUCAUUCCAAGAGUUAGUGGCAAGAAUGGCAUUUCCUUUGUUAGAAAUAGCAAAGAGGGUUUGGCUUCGGUAGGGCCUCUUUCACCUUGGUUUCUUCAGGACCUGGUAAUA